Ipomoea nil (Japanese morning glory) is the source of this 1809-nucleotide messenger RNA. RefSeq names its product MLO-like protein 1. The transcript is spliced from 14 exons. Gene Ontology annotation, cellular component: membrane. Bases 51 to 1616 code for a protein of 521 amino acids. The record is from RefSeq and is a predicted model, not a curated record. Gene Ontology annotation, biological process: defense response. Lineage: Eukaryota; Viridiplantae; Streptophyta; Magnoliopsida; Solanales; Convolvulaceae.
AUAUGCUAGCUCUUUGAAACUGACAAAUAUAACUAAAAGAAACAACAAAUAUGGCCGGAGGGGGAGAAGGAGAAGUAACCAACUUGGAGCAGACGCCCACCUGGGUUGUUGCUCUCGUCUGCACAGUCAUCGUUGCCAUCUCUCUUGCUCUUGAAAGAAUUCUUCAUUUUCUUGGCAAGUUUUUGCUCAAGAAAAAACAGAAGCCUCUGUUUGAAGCCCUACAGAAAAUUAAAGAAGAGUUGAUGCUGUUGGGGUUUAUUUCUCUGCUCAUGACUGUGUUCCAGAACAGUAUUCUCAAAAUUUGCAUCUCCAAGCACAAGGCGGAUAUCUGGCUUCCCUGCAAAAAGAGCGAUGAUGACGACACUCACGCCGCCAAGGGGCCGCCGGCUUCCACUUCGCACUUCCAGACGGCCUUCACUUUCGUCUCUUCAUUUCUUCCUCCCGCCGGAGCAACGCGCCGCCUUCUCUCUGAAUCCAGGAACGCGCAGUACUGUCCUGACAAGGGGAAAGUACCUUUGCUAUCUAUUGAAGCACUGCAUCAUCUUCAUACAUUUAUAUUUGUGUUGGCUGUUUCCCACGUCCUUUUCUCUGCUUUCACAAUGAUAUUUGGGAGUUUGAAGAUACGGCAGUGGAAAGCUUGGGAAGACUCUAUUCAGAAACAAGAGUCUAAUCCAGACCAAGCUGCUGCAUCACCCAAUGUUGUGCAUGUCCACGAGCAUGAUUUUGUCAAGGCUCGAUUUCUAGGGUUUGGCAAACGCACCACAUUGUUGAGUUGGUUUCAAUCCUUUUUCAAACAAAUUUUUGCAUCUGUCACAAGAUCAGAUUAUACAACACUAAGGCUUGGCUUCAUUAUGACUCAUUGUAGGGGGAACCGGACGUUCAAUUUUUAUGAGUACAUGAUACGUGCCCUUGAAGCUGAUUUCAAGAGAGUUGUAGGAAUAAGUUGGUAUCUUUGGGUGUUCGUCGUUGCUUUCCUGCUUCUGAAUGUUCAUGGCUGGCAUGCGUAUUUCUGGAUAGCAUUCAUUCCCUUGGUUCUUUUGCUUGCUGUGGGGACUAAACUAGAGCACGUGAUAACUCAACUGGCGGAAGAGGUUGCUUCAAAGCACGUGGCUCUUGAAGGGGGAGACCUCAUCGUUAACCCUUCAGAUGAUCACUUCUGGUUUCAUAGACCACGCCUAGUACUCAUUCUCAUUCAUAUAAUCCUAUUCCAAAAUUCCUUUGAGAUUGCAUUUUUCUUCUGGAUUUGGGUCCAAUACGGUUUUGACUCGUGCAUCAUGGGGCAAGUCGGCUACAUCAUCCCCAGACUAGUCAUAGGGGUGUUUGUACAGUUUCUCUGCAGUUACAGCACUCUGCCUCUCUAUGCAAUUGUUACUCAGAUGGGAAGUUCAUUCAAGAAAGCUAUAUUCCAAGAGCAUAUACAAGAGGGCCUUGUUGGGUGGGCUAAGAAGGCAAGAAGAAGAGCUGCAUUUGGCCCUAGCCAAGUUGCAGCAGGCACCAGAGAUUCAUCACCUCAUCAUAUGGCAGUUGAGAUGGCACAAGUAGUUGGGGAUGGGAAUGGUGAUGAGGAAUCUUCCAUGUCAAAAGCUCCUGAAAUCAAGCCUGCAAACAAAGAUUAGCUAUAGCUGGGUUCACUUAUAGUAACAAAGUCCCCCAGAGAGUGAUAUAUAGUGCCUUUAAUUUUCUACAACUUGUAUUAUUAUUAUUAUUAUUAUUCAUCAAUAGUUUGAAAGAACUUAACCAAUUAAGCAAGCCACACUCAUGACUGGCUUUCAAUUUCAACAAUCCAUAAAGAUGAGAUAAUUCGCAGUA